Messenger RNA from Dentiscutata erythropus, 505 nucleotides. Lineage: Eukaryota; Fungi; Glomeromycota; Glomeromycetes; Diversisporales; Gigasporaceae. The record is from the annotation of a GenBank genome assembly.
UGUAAUUAACAAUCGUGAAAUGACUAUUAAUGCUAGUAUCGGAGUAACUGCUGCACAUUGUCUUUAUGAUAAUCAAUAUUGGUAUACCAAAAUGUUUUUUUGUGCUGGAUUUAAUGAUGGCAAUUGUGUAAAAAAUGUUGCUAUAUUAAAAGCUGCCGUAGUCAUGAGAGAUGAUAAAUAUUAUUAUGAUUAUGGCUUGAUAAAAUUUGACAAUUCCAGUAAUUUGCAAAAUAAAAUAGGAUACCUCGAUUGGGAUAACAACCCAGGUAACAAUGUUGAAGUCACAAUAUUUGGUUAUUCAAUGAAUAGUGAACUUCAAUGUGCUAAAAAUGGAAAUGUUUUAUGUAUGUGGCAUGGAAUUUCAACUCAAAUUGGUUCUUUUAGACAUGUGCCUGUAGAUACAGGAAGUGGCUCAAGUGGAGGUCCUUGGAUUAAGCUAUUUGAUUCAAAAAAAAAACAGGGUUGGUUAGUUGGUAGUGUAAGCUCUAGUGGGCCUGGAUCCUGA